Messenger RNA from Ambispora gerdemannii, 1992 nucleotides. Lineage: Eukaryota; Fungi; Glomeromycota; Glomeromycetes; Archaeosporales; Ambisporaceae. The record is from the annotation of a GenBank genome assembly.
AUGGCGGAAUCAAAUUUGAACCAGAAAUCACCUGAACGAAAUACUUCUGUUUCGCCUAAUCCUAGCUUAGCUCCAGUUCUUUACUUUCUUUCAUCGUCGGAUUCACAUCCCGAAAGUUCUUUUCGGCGUUACUCGUUUACCGGUGCUCCACAUUCACAGAAAUCUAAAGGACGUUUUUCAAAAAGAGAGACUCCUAUCGAACUUUCGCAACACACACCCGAAAUCUCGAUAAAUAUAGAUUAUAACAAUGAAAAAACGGACCACCAUGUUGAUAGGCUUCCACUCGAUCUUUUUAUCUGUGCUAUCUUUACGUUGGAAUACGUCGGGAAAUUAUAUGCUUCAGUUGAUCGAAUUAGAUUUGUAUUUCGAUUUUGGAAUAUCAUUGAUCUUCUCUCAAUCAUUCCUUUUUACUUGGAUUUGAUAAUUCCUAUCACAACAGGGAUUACGACACGUGUCUUCAAACUCUCACUCGUUCAAAUAGCCAUGAUGUCGAUUUGGGUCUUUACUAUUGUAAUCACCUCGUCAACUAUCAUGUAUUAUCUUGAACGUGGCGAUUUUAAUCACGACGAUCUUACUUGGUAUCGAGCCGGAAGUGACGGGCAAGUGGAGCCAAGUCCAUAUCAAUCAAUUAUUCACAGUUUCUGGUGGUCAGUCGUGACAAUCACUACGACCGGUUAUGGUGAUGCUGUUCCUAUAACAGGUUGGGGAAAAUUUAUCGCAGGGAUCACAAUGUUGUGCGGCAUCCUGUUAAUUGCUAUACCAACUUCAAUUAUCGGGUCUAAUUAUGUAAACGAGUGGGCUUUAUAUCGACGCAUCGAAUUCCAGGAGCGAUUACGAAAAACUCGAGAAAGAGCAAACGAAACAAUUGCAUUUACCGGAGGCAAAACCAAACAAAUCGAGAUUCUUCGAAAUCAGAACCAAACAAUGUUAGAAGCUCUAGCAGAGAUUCAAGAAAAGUUAACUGACAUUAAUCCACCUCGUUACUGGCAAAAAUACAAAACUUUGCAAAAGGAUUAUGAGAACGCCUUGAUAAGGAUCUCGCAUUUGGAAAAAGAUGUAUCGAAGUGGAAGCGGAUAGCUGAAAACCUCGAUCGUUUUAACGGAAAAAUUUUUCCUGGAUCAAGAAAGUAUGACGAGAUGAAGAAUGUCGAUGGAGAAUUUGGUGGUGCUGGUAAAUGCGAACAGAAAAAUUCUAGAGAUGAUGGCUUGCACAUAUCGGGAAAGAUGUGGGAGAAACUCAAACCAAUAAGAUAUAACACCACGUCAGAAGUACGAAAUUAUAGUGAUCAAGAAAUGAAGAGCCAAAAAGAGAACAAUUCAAAAUCCAAAAAACCAGCAAAAGGUACUUCACGGUUUUACAUAAAACUACCAUUAGGAAGACGAAAGGAACCUCACAACGAAAGCUCUCCUCAUAGCAUUGAUAAAGCAAACAUCGGUUCUCCUAUUGAUCUAUAUUCUAAUUCUAACCCAAUAAUUCCAGACGAAAACUCGAGUAUCAAUUUAAAUGAGACUAAUAAAAUGUUAUCGGAAAACAAUUCUGAUUCUGAGGACAAUUUACAGAGUAUUAUGACAUUUCCCAGAAGAGUUAGAGAUCUUAAACGAGCGAAUACAACUAUAUUACCUCGCCAAUAUAUGGUCGAAAAAAAUAAAACUUACAACUCGCCAUUGGAUUUAUUUAAAAAUGAGACAGAAAAGCGAGAGCCAGUUGCACUAAAUGCAAAGAAUCUCGAUAAAUCCGAUUCAAAGACAAGUUUAGAUGCAGAUACUCGAACUACUUUAACCAAUAUACCAACAAUCUCAGUUUCUCCAAAACAACCUUCCUUACUAAAAAUUAUGACCCAACACCAAAUCGACAAUUCCGGUCUUGAAGCAGCUUCAGAGAAUGCGAAAAAUGAAGAACGACUUGAGCAUAAUAAACCAACUUAUGUUAAAUUUUUAUCAGAAUCACCAACAGAUGAGUCAAAAUCACAUGAUUUUAACUCGGCAACCUAA